GUGCGGGGAAUGAAGCACCCAGCACCAAGUGAUGGAGAGCUGAGGCUGCUCUGGCAUUGCCCCUCGGGCACUGGGCUCCAGCACUGCCCUGUCUCACUCCCCACCACUGGCUGCCGCUUGCCCAAGGGUGAUGCUGAGCCUCAGGCAGGGAGGGGUGUGCCAGUGGUGCGGUACCUGGUGCUAUGUGCCCCAUCCCGCCCCGGUGCUGCAGCUGACAGGGAUGCUGCGGGGUUACCCAUUAACUGCAGGAAUUUCUGGGGAGGAGGUGAGCAGCAAGCAGAGGCGAGGGGCAACGCGGGCUCCUUAGACUUUGCUCUUGGCAUGCAUAUAAAGGGCCAUGGUGAUCCACAGCCCACUUCACUGGAGGGACGUGUGGAUGUGGCAUGUGGACACGGUGCUGUCCUGAGUGCCCGGCCAGCCCCAGCCUCAGCAGGAGCGAUGCUGCCCUACCGCAGAGAGAGCCCGGCGCUGACCCGCUGCCCAGUGCGAGCAGGAAGGGUGGUGCAUGGGCCUCAGUUCGCCUACUGCCCCAGCCCCCAAGCCCUGCACCGGCUGCCGGGUGCCCACUCCUGCCCCUUCACUGUGGGAGCGGUGCCUUGCCCUGACCAUGGCUUCCUCUGCCCCGGCUCCCCGGGGCGCCUGCGUGAGGGCCGGGAGCGGUACGAGCUGGACACGCUGCCCUGGCAGGGGCCCCGGCUGGCCUUGGACGAGCUGCAGAAGCCAGAGCUGGGGUGCUGGGCCGGGGUCCAGUCCAUCUGUGUCUCCCUUCUCAAGGUGCCCCUGAUGUUCGGGUUCCUGUACCUCUUCGUGUGCUCCCUGGAUGUGCUCAGCUCUGCUUUCCAGCUGGCUGGAGGCAAAGUGGCUGGAGACAUCUUCAAGGACAACGCCAUCCUCUCCAACCCAGUGGCUGGGCUGGUGGUGGGCAUCCUGGUGACCGUGCUGGUGCAGAGCUCCUCCACCUCCACCUCCAUCAUUGUCAGCAUGGUCUCCUCAGGGUUGCUGGAGGUGCGCUCUGCCAUCCCCAUCAUCAUGGGCUCCAACAUCGGCACCUCCGUCACCAACACCAUUGUGGCCCUCAUGCAGGCUGGUGACCGCAGUGAGUUCAAACGGGCCUUCGCUGGUGCCACAGUGCACGACUGCUUCAACUGGCUGUCAGUGCUGGUGCUGCUGCCGCUGGAGGUGGUGAGCGGGUACCUGUACCACGUCACCCGCCUGGUUGUGGCCACCUUCAACAUCCGCAGCGGGAAGGAUGCCCCUGACCUGCUGAAGAUCAUCACAGAGCCCUUCACCAAGCUCAUCAUCCAGCUGGACAAGUCAGUGAUCACUGGCAUCGCAACGGGGGAUGAGAGCCUGCGCAACCGAAGCCUCAUCCGUGUCUGGUGUGGUCCUGCACCGCCGCAGACAGCCGCUGUGGGGCUUGUUCCUCCCCUGAACUGCACAGCCCCCAGCCACUGCAGCACAAAGGGCAUCGAGAGCCUCCAGAACAUCACCAGGCAGAAGUGUGAGCACCUCUUCACUGACACGCCGCUGCCUGACCUGGUCGUGGGGCUGGUGCUGCUGGCCGGGUCCCUCAUCGUGCUCUGCACAUGCCUCAUCCUCCUGGUCAAACUCCUCAACUCUCUGCUCAAGGGGCAGGUGGCCAAAGCCAUCCAGAAGGUCAUCAACACUGGAGCUCCAGGCUGCUCCCAGCUGAUGUGUCCAUAUCCAUGCUUGUGUCCAUGCCCAUGCCCAUGCCCAUGUCAUGGCAGACCUCCCGCACCCGCUCAGCUGGCUCACCGGGUAUUUCGCCAUGGUGGUGGGUGCUGGGAUGACCUUUGUGGUGCAGAGCAGCUCUGUCUUCACCUCAGCCAUCACACCCCUGAUCGGCCUGGGGGUGAUCAGCAUCGAGCGUGCCUACCCACUGACCCUGGGCUCCAACAUUGGCACCACCACCACUGCCAUCCUGGCUGCCCUGGCCAGCCCGGGGGACAAGCUGGCCAGCUCCUUCCAGAUCGCCCUCUGCCACUUCUUCUUCAACAUCUCCGGCAUCCUGCUGUGGUACCCGCUGCCCUUCACCCGCCUGCCCAUACGCAUGGCCAAGGCGCUGGGUGAGCGCACGGCCAAGUACCGCUGGUUUGCCGUGCUGUACCUCAUCAUCUGCUUCCUCCUGCUGCCCUCCCUCGUCUUUGGCAUCUCCAUGGCGGGCUGGCGGGCCCUGGUGGGGGUGGGUGCACCCUUCCUCAGCCUCCUCUUCUUUGUGGGGCUGGUGAACGCGCUGCAGGCACACAGCCCUGGCCGCCUGCCCAAAUGGCUGCAGACCUGGGAUUUCCUCCCUGCCUGGAUGCACUCGCUGCAGCCCCUGGACCGUCUCAUCACCAGGGCCACCCUCUGCUGCACCGACCGCUGCCGCAGCCCCGAGGGCUGGGAGGAGCGGGAGGGCCCUCCGCGGGACAAGGCCAGGCUGGGGCUGGACAACCCUGUGCUCUCCUACCCCGAGGAGGCGCCCAGCCCUGCCAUCCGGGUGGGCUCCCCUCGCCCACUCCCACACGGAGCCACCCGGCUCUAGCUGGCACCGCUGCUCCCAUGGCUGCCUGGUUUCCUCCAUCACCGCUCAGCUGGUGCCUAAUAAACGCUGAGCGCCUGUGCCCUGGG
Strigops habroptila (Kakapo) is the source of this 2631-nucleotide messenger RNA. RefSeq names its product solute carrier family 34 member 1 (gene SLC34A1). Lineage: Eukaryota; Metazoa; Chordata; Aves; Psittaciformes; Psittacidae. The transcript is spliced from 13 exons. Gene Ontology annotation, cellular component: brush border; vesicle; apical plasma membrane. Bases 10 to 2091 code for a protein of 693 amino acids. The record is from RefSeq and is a predicted model, not a curated record. Gene Ontology annotation, biological process: intracellular phosphate ion homeostasis; sodium-dependent phosphate transport. Gene Ontology annotation, molecular function: sodium:phosphate symporter activity.